GCUGACAAUCUCGCAGUAGAUCAACGUCUUGAGAGAACUCCAGCGUACCAGACGAGAGAAGGCGUCUCGCAACCAUUCCGCAUUUGAAAAGAUACAUGUGAUGGGCUUUCAGUCAGCAACAGAAUCGCAACACGACCGAAAUUUUGGUGAACAGUGGCUAUUUCGAAAGCCUCCACAAUCGCCAAAAUUGUUCGCCACCACAACGAACAACCGCUUGGAGACAGGUACAGUGAUGGCCGAAAUCAACGACCCGACCUUCUGCAUCCAAACAUUGUUCAUCCCUUGGAGAUGUAAGCUCGAUGUGCCACCUUCAUUGCACAAUUACCGGUUGGGUUUGGAAGCCUCACGAGCGAUUCAAUGA
Messenger RNA from Botrytis fragariae, 361 nucleotides. RefSeq lists its product as uncharacterized. Lineage: Eukaryota; Fungi; Ascomycota; Leotiomycetes; Helotiales; Sclerotiniaceae. The transcript has 3 exons. The record is from RefSeq and is a predicted model, not a curated record. The coding region runs from base 101 to 361 and encodes 86 amino acids.